AUAUGAAAUUUUUGACUACACAAUAUACAAUAGUGUAUGUACGUGUGUACGUAGAAUACGUACUAUAUAUGGUGAAAGAAAAAUUCAUUUAAUUCGAUGUUGAUCUGUUUAAACAUCGGUGUAAUACCGGAUUAAUGAAUUUUUUUCUUUUACUAAAUGUAGUACGUAUUAUACGUAGAAAUAGUUAAAAAAAAGUUGUACAAAUAGUUGAAAAGUUGCAAGAAAUGGCCAAAGAAAACAUUUGUGCAUUAUGUGACACAGCAAUAGAUAUUGACAUUGUAAUGGACCAUGAGUGUUACAAAGGAUAUACUAAAAUCCAUGUUGAUGAUGCAGGCUACAUAUAUCCACAGCUUGAUAAUGGUAUGAUUGUCGACCCAAAUGAAAUUCAUGAUGAACCAUUGACCGAGAUUCUUAGGAAUGAAAUGUUGAUUAGCGAAGUCCAAAAGCGAGAAGCCUUAUGGAAUUUUAAAAUUCCUGUUACCGAAAGGGGCAGGAGUAUUAUUCAGAUAUUAUGGGAGGAGGUAGUGUCUGCUAUGAAUGGUAACAUCAAAGAUGUUAAUGAGGCCAAGAAUAUAUGGAAAAAACUUCGUUACAAUUACAGCCGAAUUUUAAUAGAGCAAUAGCAAGAAAAGCGGUUCAGCUGGUAGUGGAAUGAA
Molecule: messenger RNA, 656 nt
Organism: Odontomachus brunneus
Lineage: Eukaryota; Metazoa; Arthropoda; Insecta; Hymenoptera; Formicidae
Exons: 4
Coding region: 225-623 (132 amino acids)
Source: RefSeq, a predicted model, not a curated record